Cokeromyces recurvatus is the source of this 1135-nucleotide messenger RNA. RefSeq lists its product as uncharacterized. Gene Ontology annotation, molecular function: nucleic acid binding. The transcript has 5 exons. The record is from RefSeq and is a predicted model, not a curated record. Lineage: Eukaryota; Fungi; Mucoromycota; Mucoromycetes; Mucorales; Mucoraceae. Bases 125 to 751 code for a protein of 208 amino acids.
GGACAGCAUAACAGCCACUAAACCAAAAAAGCCCCUUCUCCAACCCUACGUUCCAAUUCAUAGACGAAAUCAACAACAACAACAACAACAAGUUAUCAAUAAUGUCCGACCAAGUGUCUCAACGAUGAGUUCUUCGUCGGGAGGAGAGGAAGGAAUAAAACGACGUGGAAGAGGGCAAUUUAGAGCCCCAUCCUUUAAUGAUCUUCGUCAAUGUAAUAACAACAUUCAAGUAGAAUGCUCUAAUGACAAUAGUAAUUUAAAUAAUGAAAAGAUGAUUAAAACUGACAUUGACGAUUCGAGGAAAGAAAAAGAACACAUGGAAAAGUUAAUUUCAAAAGUAGAGAAGCUUUCUAUAGAAAGCUCAGACGAAGAAAAAGAAGAUUGGGAAGAAGAAUGGGAACUCUCGUCGAUAGCAAUAGAAAAGAAAACAGAAACGACAUCACCUUCACAGGAAUCAAAGAAAGUGGAUACUUUGCUAAAUGAUGAUCAAACAAUGACAACAGUAUUAGAUUGUUAUGAUUUUCCAAGUUCAUUUAAAACAUAUCAUUUGCAAGAUAUAUUUAAAGAGUUUGAAACAAUGAAAGGUGGAUAUAGCAUAAAAUGGAUAGAUGAUACCCGAGCUUUAAUUAUAUUUGAGCAUCCUGAGACAGCCAAAAAAGCAUAUAUUAGUCUGUUAAAUAGUCAACUAUUAAAAAUUCGACCCUAUAAAGGACAAAUACAAAAAACACGUAAAGAAAAGAAAAAAGGAUGAAAUAGAGAUAUAUAUGAUGAUAAUUAUUAAAAUUAUUUGUAGCUUCUGGUCCUAUACCUCGUCGUCCGGUUACAACAGAUAUGGUAGCAAAAAGGUUAGUGCAUAAUGCAUUAGGAGUUCGAACAGUAAAGACGGCAGAACAAAGACAGGCAGAAAGAGAAUUAUUACGAGCAGCAAGAGAACAACGAGCCGCACAAAAGGCAAAUAAUGCACUUCGAGAAAAGCAAAUAUCUGAUGCAUUUAAUGAAUAAUUAUAUAUAUACGAAUAUAUACACAUAAAUAUAUAUAUACAUAUAUGUGUAUAUAAGAGACGCUUGGUAUAGAACAGUCUCAAUAAAUAUGUAAUAUUUCUUUUUUUUUCUUUUUUUUUUUUUUUUGUUAUUU